AUGAGUAGUCCAAAGCGGAGGAUCGAGACAGAUCCCAGGUUGAUGAGUGACUAUGAGGUCACACUUGUUAACGACAACAGUGAGCAAGAGUUCUACGUACGAUUCAAGGGACCGGAAGAGACACCAUUCGAGGGCGGGCUCUGGAAAAUCCAUGUGGAACUACCCGAUCAGUACCCAUACAAGAGUCCGAGCAUCGGCUUCGUGAACCGAAUUUACCAUCCUAAUAUUGAUGAGCUGUCUGGUUCAGUAUGUCUGGAUGUAAUCAACCAAACAUGGUCACCCAUGUACGACAUGAUCAAUAUAUUCGAAGUCUUCCUCCCACAGCUCCUCCGAUAUCCUAACCCAUCAGAUCCCCUAAACGGGGAUGCUGCCGCCGUGUUGAUGCGAGAUCCAAAGAAAUAUGAGGCUAGGGUGCGAGAAUAUGUCGCCAAGUACGCGAGCAAAGAUGCAGCGGAUGAAGCUGGCGAGGACUCGGAAUCAGAUGACGAACUGAGCUCGGUUGGCAGUUACAUGUCCGGGAAUGAGGAGCCCGCUGGAGAAAUGGACGACGUAUGA
Blastomyces dermatitidis ER-3 is the source of this 555-nucleotide messenger RNA. Its product is annotated as ubiquitin-conjugating enzyme E2 8. Gene Ontology annotation, biological process: ubiquitin-dependent protein catabolic process; protein polyubiquitination. The coding region runs from base 1 to 555 and encodes 184 amino acids. The transcript is spliced from 6 exons. Lineage: Eukaryota; Fungi; Ascomycota; Eurotiomycetes; Onygenales; Ajellomycetaceae. The record is from RefSeq and is a predicted model, not a curated record. Gene Ontology annotation, cellular component: nucleus. Gene Ontology annotation, molecular function: ubiquitin conjugating enzyme activity.